UCUAUGGGGGCGGGCCCUGGCCUCAGUGGGAGGAGCCUGGCCAUCCCCUCCCCGGCUUAAUAGGCCACUGGAAGCUCCUUUGUGGGCAGGCGGCAGUAGCCAGCUGCCCCGGCCAGACUCAGUCUGAGAGAUGCUGGCCAUGAACAAGGAAAGGGGAAUGGCCUCCCGCCUGACCCACAGCAUGGACCUGAGGUCGAUGACGCAGUCGCUGGUGGUGCUCUCGGAGGACAACGCCGCCUACUUCGCCAGCCAGGGCCCCGGGGACACGGCCCGCCGCCUCAGGACCGUCUUCGUGGGCAUCCGCGAGCAGGCGCUGGGGCUGGAGCCGGCCCUGGGCCAGCUGCUGGGCGUGGCCCACCUCUUCGACCUAGACGCGGAGACUCCGGCCAACGGCUACCGCAGCCUGGUCCACACCGCCCGCUGCUGCCUGGCCCACCUGCUCCACAAGGCCCGCUAUGUGGCCUCCAGCCGCAAGAGCAUCUUCUUCCGUGCCGGACACAACCUGGCCGAGCUGGAGGCCUACCUGGCGGCCCUGACCCAGCUGCGGGCCCUGGCCUACUACGCCCAGCGCCUGCUGGCCGCCAACCAGCCUGGCGGCCUCUUCUUCGAGGGUGACGGGGGGCUCAGCGCCGACUUCCUCAGAGAGUACGGCACCCUCCACAAGGGCUGCUUCUACGGUCGAUGCCUGGGCUUCCAGUUCACUCCAGCCAUCCGGCCCUUUCUCCAGACCAUCUCCAUCGGGCUGGUCUCCUUCGGGGAGCACUAUAAACGCAAUGAGUCCGGGAUCGGUGUGGCUGCCAGCUCCCUCUUCACGGGCGGCCGCUUUGCUAUUGACCCCGAGCUGCGAGGGGCUGAGUUUGAACGGAUCACACAGAAUUUGGAUGUGCAUUUCUGGAAGGCCUUCUGGAACGUAACGGAAAUCGAGGUCCUGUCUGUGAGUACAGCCCAGCUGGGGAAGCUUUGAGAAUUUGGCUGAGGAGGGUGGGGGACUCUCCACUAAGCGACUCUGUGGACAUUGGCGUUUUGCCUUUAUCUGCCUCUGUUUCUCCAUCUGUAAUAUGAAAACUAAACUAGAGGAUUGAGCUCUUGCUUCUAAGGCUCCUCCCCUCUGAUACUCCCUGUUCUCAGGCUCCUCCCCUCUGAUAUUUCCUGUUCUUAGGCUCCUCCCCCUCCGAGAUUCCUUGUUCUCAGGCUCCUCCCCCUCUGGUAUUCCCUGUUCAAAAGCUCCUCCCCCUCUGAGAUUCACUGUUCUCAGGCUCCUGCUCUGACAGGCCCUGUACCCGGGCUCUUCCCCCUAUGGUAUUCCAUUGUAAGGCUCCGCCCCCUCUGAUACUCCCUGUUCUCAGGCUCCUCCCCUCUGAU
This is a messenger RNA of Gracilinanus agilis (Agile Gracile Mouse Opossum), 1362 nucleotides long. Its product is annotated as hormone-sensitive lipase-like. NCBI's taxonomy places the organism in Eukaryota, Metazoa, Chordata, Mammalia, Didelphimorphia, Didelphidae. The record is from RefSeq and is a predicted model, not a curated record. Gene Ontology annotation, cellular component: cytosol. The transcript is spliced from 4 exons. Gene Ontology annotation, molecular function: sterol ester esterase activity; triacylglycerol lipase activity. Bases 131 to 964 code for a protein of 277 amino acids. Gene Ontology annotation, biological process: triglyceride catabolic process; cholesterol metabolic process.